Molecule: messenger RNA, 1746 nt
Organism: Trypanosoma theileri
Lineage: Eukaryota; Euglenozoa; Kinetoplastea; Trypanosomatida; Trypanosomatidae
Product: putative CTD nuclear envelope phosphatase 1A-like
Exons: 1
Coding region: 1-1746 (581 amino acids)
Molecular function (GO): phosphoprotein phosphatase activity
Source: RefSeq, a predicted model, not a curated record
AUGCAAUCUAUUCAUUGGUUGCUUAAAUUAGCCAUACCAUGUGUUGUGCGUUUUUGUCUGCAAACUUUACUUGAUGGAUUAUUGGCAUGGAAGGAUAUACACAAAACACUUUACGUUCUUUUUUGUUUCUUCACAGGCCGAAGCCAUCUUGCGUAUCCACCUUCUCUUCAGCAACUUAAAAGUAAAAAAGCUGAAUUAGCUCGUUACCGACGUCAACCGAACUCUUCUUCUUAUGUCUCCUCUGGUGGAAGUUCAACACCGGAGUGGUUAGGCUCAUCUCUAGAUGAUGUAUCGAUAAAUGAAAGCCGAGGUAAUGAAAAAAAAUCCACCUCAACUGAACGUGAUGAGAAUAUAUCAAAAGGAAAAGAAGAUGUUUUAGAAGGAGAACGUUGGGUUCGUCGUCGUUUGUUACGUGGUUGUAAAGGAGAAAUAUCAGAGUGGUUACCUCUUACACGUGUAGUACCACUUGUUUCACCACAUUACCACCUUUGUUACUCUGAAAGUUUACACCGUCUUGUUGGUAAUGUUGUAGGUCCUAUUCAACUACCUACAAUAUCUGUUUUACCUACUAGACAUACAGCACCCCAAUGGCCACCGCACUCCUUUGGUCGUUCUGGUAAUAGACAUGGUGUACGUAGUGAUGAUUUAUCUUUAACCACUGAUGAGUACAGUAGUACCGCAAGCGCACAAGGUCGUUCUCAGUGGGGUACAGUGACAACUAAUAAUAAUAUUAAUAGUGAUGGUAUUAAUAAUAGUAGACUUAUUUCUGGUGUUACUUCAGUAGUUUACCGACGUGAAAGUAGUAAGCAAGUUCAGUUUGACCGAUAUGUAGCUUCAAGAAUACCUCUACAUUCCAUCGCCUCUAUUACCUCUCAUCAUGUGCUUUCUUAUCAGGCUACACGUCAAAAAGUGCUUAUUAUGGAUCUUGAUGAAACUCUUUGCUUUGUAUCGACUAAUAAAGAUGCCUCUUAUUUACCUCCUACUUUCUCAGAAGUAAUUCCAACAGCAUCAGGAGCAGAACUUUUUCACGUGUGGGAAAGACCAUAUGUUCGUCUAUUUUUAAGCACAAUGGCGAGACUUUUUAAUAUAGUUCUUUUUACUUCUUCAACAAAACCGUACGCAGAUUCUAUUCUUCGUCGAUUAGAUCCAAACCAUCUUAUAAAAAGAUGCUACUAUCGUCAACACUGUAGACAGGUUGCACGAUCUGCUUUGGUAUCAUCAUCAUCAUGCCGACUUGAUACAAACAAAAUAACACCUAUUAGUUCACAAGAUUCUUCUCGAUCUACAUCUAGUGGUGGUGAUUCUGGUAAUAGGAAUUCACUUGAGGGAGCUGCACAAGCUUCCAUUAGUGGAAUUUCAAAAACACCCAAGAUUAAUAAUAAUAAUAAUAAUAAUAAUAAUAAUAAUAAUAAUAAUAAUAAUAAUAAUAAUACAAGAAAUGUAAUACUUGUGAAAGACCUUCGUAUUUUAAAGGUUCCACCAGAGUUGAUGAUUAUGAUUGACAACGUUGAGGAAUGUGUAGUUGCUAACCGAGAUAAUGCACUCAUCAUUCCGCCUUUUUUACCUCGAGGAAAAAUGGAAGCCGCAAACGAUGACGCAGAAGAUAGUGUUUUGCGAACUCUUAUGCCAUUACUAGAGGCUUUGCUUGUAGUCCCUGAUGUUCGCUCUAUUUUGCGUCACGGAAAGGUUGUUCUUAGUGAUCAAAGAGCAACCAACACCCAGAUGCAAACAGUCUCCGAUGUUUGA